This is a messenger RNA of Rotaria sp. Silwood1, 429 nucleotides long. The record is from the annotation of a GenBank genome assembly. Lineage: Eukaryota; Metazoa; Rotifera; Eurotatoria; Philodinida; Philodinidae.
AUGGUUCUUUUAGGAUGGCUUAACACUGGUAGUAUGAUUAAUGCACGAUACUGGCAUAAAGCAUCCGUAUUAACAGAUGGAAAAGUGUUAGUUACUGGUGGAAUUGAUAGUAGCUUUUAUUUAAAUAGUGCUGAAUUGUAUGAUCCAUCAACAGAAACUUGGACCACGACUGGUAGUAUGACUAAUGCACGAAGUGGAUACACAGCAUCUGUCUUAACAAAUGGAAGUGUAUUAGUUACUGGUGGAUAUAAUGGUAAUGUAGGCCUAAAUACAGCUGAGUUGUAUGAUCCAUCAGCAGGAACUUGGACAAUAACAGCUACCAUGAAUAAUGCAAGAUAUGACCAUACAGAAUCCAUAUUAACAAAUGCAAAAGUAUUAGUUGCUGGUGGAAUCGGUAGUAUUUUUCUGAAUAGUUCAGAAUUAUAUUAA